AUGUCUAAGAUCGCAGUAUUUGGUUUAAACGGUGCCUUGGGUGGCCCAACUUUGGAAGCGUUAACUAGUGCUCCAUUUGCUGGAAAAGUUGCUUUUCCAAUUAAGGCAAUCACUAGAACCCCACAAGAAUCAACUGAUAAAGUCCAAUACAUUAAAGGUGAUUUAACAUCUGACGAAGGUGUGAGUGCACUUAUUGAGCAGUUAAAGGAUGUUGAUGUUAUCAUUGAAUUAUUAAAUGGCAAUCCAACUUUAGAUUCUGCAAUGGAAAAGAUUGUUGGCACUGUCAAGCCAAAGUUGUUUAUCCCCUCACAAUUUGGUACUGAUUUGAAAGCCACAGAAAAGGUAUUCCCUGGAUUCCUUUCAUCAAAGGGAAUUCAUUCUGCUAAUGCUAGAAAAUCCGGUGUUAAGACUGUUGAUGUUAUUACUUCACUUUUCUUUACUAAGGGGUCUUUCUUGGACACACUUGUUCAACAUGCUGGAAUUGAUCCUGAAGAAAAGACAGUUACCUACUAUGGCCCGGAAAAUACACAAUUCUCUUUCUCUAAUACGGAUGAUAUUGGCAAGGCAAUUGCAGCCAUUGCCACGUUUGAAAACAAAGAUGUAUUACCUGAUGUUUUACAUAUUCAUUCUGGUAAGAUCACAUACAAGGAUGUUGUGAAGAGAUGGGAAGCUAUCAAUGGGGUCACAUUGAAGUCAAAGUCAUACACAUGGGAAGAAACCCAAAAGUUGGCAAAGGAUACUUGGGCUACAGGAUUCGACCCUUCUAAGUUCUUGUUGUAUUUGAACUUACUUAUUGGGAUAGGUGAAGGUUUGAAGUUUGAUCAGGUUGAUAAUGAAUUGAUUAAUCCUAGUGAAUCACUCUUUAAAUGGAGUGCAUUCAACUAG
Molecule: messenger RNA, 885 nt
Organism: Lizanozyma spartinae
Lineage: Eukaryota; Fungi; Ascomycota; Pichiomycetes; Serinales; Debaryomycetaceae
Gene: CIP1
Product: Cip1p
Exons: 1
Coding region: 1-885 (294 amino acids)
Source: RefSeq, a predicted model, not a curated record